Molecule: messenger RNA, 3737 nt
Organism: Coregonus clupeaformis (lake whitefish)
Lineage: Eukaryota; Metazoa; Chordata; Actinopteri; Salmoniformes; Salmonidae
Gene: slc71a1-2
Product: major facilitator superfamily domain containing 14A2
Exons: 12
Coding region: 146-1627 (493 amino acids)
Biological process (GO): transmembrane transport
Cellular component (GO): membrane
Molecular function (GO): transmembrane transporter activity
Source: RefSeq, a predicted model, not a curated record
AAGAUGGAUCAAAAUGAGGUGGGGAUAUGUGCAUUGGGCAAUCACUUGCUGUGUAGCCGGAGAAGGCGAAGUCAAAUAUUGAAAUUUUUCGAGAGCUUAUUCAUGAAGUUACCCCUCUGACAUCAAGAAUGGACAUAAGUUAACAAUGACGGGAGAAAAGAAGAAGAAGAAGCGGCUGAACCGCAGCAUUCUUCUGGCUAAGAAAAUUAUUAUAAAAGAUGGAGGCAGUCCCCAGGGGAUGGGUGAGCCCAGCGUCUACCAUGCUGUGGUGGUGAUCUUCCUGGAGUUCUUUGCCUGGGGUCUGCUCACCACGCCCAUGCUCACGGUCUUACAUCAAACAUUCCCUCAACACACGUUCCUGAUGAAUGGCCUUAUUCACGGUGUCAAGGGUAUUUUGUCGUUCCUGAGUGCUCCUCUGAUUGGUGCGCUAUCAGACGUAUGGGGGAGGAAGUCCUUCCUGCUGCUAACAGUCUUCUUCACCUGCGCCCCCAUCCCCCUGAUGAAGAUCAGCCCAUGGUGGUACUUUGCGGUCAUUUCCAUGUCCGGUGUGUUUGCCGUCACCUUCUCUGUGAUCUUUGCGUAUGUGGCAGACAUCACGGCAGAACACGAUAGGAGCACAGCCUAUGGUUUGGUGUCCGCUACCUUUGCAGCCAGCUUGGUGACGAGCCCGGCCAUUGGAGCGUACCUGUCGGUGACUUACGGUGACACCCUGGUAGUGAUCCUGGCUACGGCCAUCGCCCUGCUGGACAUAAUUUUCAUCCUGGUGGUCGUCCCCGAGUCACUGCCCGAGAAGAUGAGACCGGCCUCCUGGGGAGCACCCAUCUCCUGGGAGCAGGCUGACCCCUUCGCUUCCCUGCGGAAGGUGGGCCAGGAUUCCACGGUGCUUCUCAUCUGCAUCACGGUGUUCCUGUCUUACCUACCUGAGGCCGGACAAUACUCCAGUUUCUUUCUCUAUCUCAGACAGGUGCAAAGGUUCAGUUCAGAGACAGUAGCAGCCUUCAUAGCUGUGGUGGGAAUCCUCUCAAUUGUUGCUCAGACGGUGGUUCUGGGGAUCCUGAUGCGCUCCAUAGGGAAUAAGAACACCAUCCUACUGGGCCUGGGCUUCCAGAUACUACAGCUGGCCUGGUACGGCUUCGGAUCUCAACCAUGGAUGAUGUGGGCAGCAGGAGCGGUAGCGGCUAUGUCUAGCAUCACAUUCCCAGCCGUCAGUGCCAUCGUGUCCCGCAACGCAGACCCCGACCAGCAGGGUGUUGUCCAAGGGGUGAUAACAGGUAUCCGUGGUCUGUGUAACGGUCUGGGCCCAGCCUUCUAUGGCUUUAUAUUCUACCUGUUCCAUGUGGAGCUGACUGAUCUGGACGCUGUAGACAGCCAUGGGAAAGAAACCAAACCUAACAUGGCCAACCCUGCUGACGAGAGUUCCAUCAUCCCCGGCCCUCCCUUCCUGUUCGGAGCAUGCUCCGUACUACUCGCUCUGUUAGUAGCCCUGUUCAUCCCAGAGCACAGUGGCCCGGGGGUCCGGCUGGGAGGCUACAAGAAACACAGCAACGGGGCCCAGAGCCACUCACACAGCCCUCCCAGUAGCGGGGCCGAGGGCAAGGAUCCGCUACUGGAUGGCAGCUGUGUAUAACACCAGCCUGGGGGCACAUACACCACACCAGCUCCCCCCUGAGCCCGAACAAGUGAACCGUUAUGAAACAAACCGUUAUUCUAACACUUUCACACGCGUAUCCAGAUGAGUGGCCUCUUCUACGGGCAGGGAAGACCUGAACACCUCGUGGGCUGUCAUUUAUCUGAAGCACCGGAGUUGUAACGGUGUGGUGUGAAGAGUUACGAAAGGCCCUGAAAGGGAUGGAGAGAGAGAGAGAGGACGGGUAGCGCUGUGGAUUGGUGUUCUGUUGGGAGAGACUUGGUUGAGCUGAUCUCUGCCCUGAGCAGGAAGUGAGGCAGGAAGAGGAUAAAGGAGGUGGGGAUGUAGAGGUCCUGCCAGAGAGCCAUGCAGCACAUGGAUGGGAUCUGGUUGGGGUGAAGGUUCAAGGCUAUCUGAACUGUUACUAAGCUCUGUGUGAUGAUGGAUUUGUCCCAAAUGGCACCCUAGUCCCUAUAUAGUGCACUUCUUUUGACCAGGGCCCACUAGGGAAUAGGGUACCAUUUAGCCAAGCAGCCCACUCUGACAACAACUGUUUUUUUGUCCCUGGGAGAGUAAGUCACCAACAAAGUUCUGCUGGCCAGUUUACAAGCUAACAAACUUCUGUUGUGACUGAUUUUAUUGUCUUAAUAUGGAAGAAGAGUAAGCAGGUCUUCCUCUGUGUGUGUCCAAAGCUGGGCGAGAAGCUACUGGAUGCUUCCCAAAUCGUACCCUGUUCCCUUCAUAGUGCACUACUUUUGGCCAAAGGCUCCAUUUGGGAGGCAAACACCGUAGAACAUGAGGAGAGUGGAGCCUCUGAAGAUCCAUCUAAGAACCACUACCCAUCCAGAUGGGGACAGCGCAGUAGACUUCAACCUAGAACGAUUUUAUAGAGGGACUUGAACAAAACAUUUGACCAACCAACCUCCAUUCCAUUGAAUAUCACACUUAACUGAGAGUAGUGUUUAAAGAGACGCACCACUUUUUUUAGUUUUUCAAUGUUUACCUUCCUGUCAUCCGAUACAUUAGACUAGCAGACAGUACAGGACAGUUUGGGUUGGAUAUUUUUCCUCUGUUCAUCACACACUUAAGGCUAAUUGUGCUUGAGGUUGUUAUUCCAGAUAAAUGUUGCCUUGAAGUGACAUUGUCGUCAUAUUAAUAUAUUACAACAACCUGUAUGAAGACUGUUGCCUGACCGUCUGAGGUGGGUCUGUAAUUGUUGCUAUCGCUGCUGUUGGAGCCUUAAGUCAUUUUAGUCUUGUUUUCUAAUUCUACUCUCCUCACAACCCUCUUCUAUGUGAAUCUAGCUAGACACAACCAUAGUUAACACACAGACUGGCAUGACUGUAGUUCAGUUAACAACUUGCCCAUAGACUGCUUCUGGUUCUUUAUUCACAAAGUGUCUCAGAGUAGGAGUGCUGAUUUAGGAUCAGUUUUGCCUGUUAGAUCAUAGUGAAUCAGAUGAUAUGGUCGGGGGACAACCUGAUCCUAGUAUUCCUACUAUAAGAUAUGCUUUGUGAGUAAAAGUGUCCUGAUCUGUAAUGUUGGUAUCAAUGUGAGCGCUGAUAUUGUUAAUAAAAACGGCCUGUAAUAAUAUUAUUAGGUUCAGUAAAAAUUUAAUAUCAUUUGUUGUUCUGCGGUAGGACAGUAAAGGUUAAAUGUUGUGUGGUAUUAGAAGAGGCUGCAGAUGUGGUUUUAGCUCCCGUCCGACUUUCAUUGCAAAGGUGUUGCAGAUACUACUAGAAAUCUUUGCUGUUGUACUUUUUGAAACAAUAUAUUUUUUUUAUGUACCGGUAAAUGAGCCUCAAGUGCAUUGAAAUAACCAAAUAGAACCGAUUUGGUGUCAAAAUGUUGGACAUUUUAUCAGAAUUUCAAUUUAGUCCAAUUAUUUCAUUUUUGUGUGCCAUGUUUGUUUUUUUUGUUAAUUUGUUUGAGUACUUUAACUUUGGUGGGGGUUUUUGUCAGAAUUUUUUUGUCAAAGUUUAAUUGCUAUUUUGAAUAGCUUUUAACAUUUAGACGUUCCAUUUUUUUUAUUUGUGGAUUUCAUGACGACGUUUUGGGGAUUGGUUGAAUGUUCAGCUUAGCAAUUAAAAAAAACAUUUCUCAAUGGUCA